Molecule: messenger RNA, 3156 nt
Organism: Haliotis rufescens (red abalone)
Lineage: Eukaryota; Metazoa; Mollusca; Gastropoda; Lepetellida; Haliotidae
Product: serine/threonine-protein phosphatase 6 regulatory ankyrin repeat subunit C-like
Exons: 1
Coding region: 146-970 (274 amino acids)
Molecular function (GO): protein binding
Source: RefSeq, a predicted model, not a curated record
GACAGAUGCACACGGUAGGACAGCUCUCCACUUAGAAGCAGAGAAAGGCUGCAGUGGUAACUUAAAGCUAUUGAUGCUUAAAUGGGUGGAUCCAUGUGUCAAGGAUUAAUUUGGCAAAACACCACUCCACUAUGCAGAGUUCAGUAUGACUGACGAGAGCAUUAAGCUUCUUCUAGAUAAGGAUGCUUUUCCGGAUUUACAAGAUGAUCAUGGAAAAACAGCAUUGUAUUAUGCAGCUGAGACAAAAAGUAGGGAACGUGUUCAACUUCUCUUAGAGAAAGGAAGUGACCAAAGCAUACAAGAUCGAGAUGGAAAAACUGCCCUUCACUAUUCAGCAGUGAAUCAAAGCAGUGCGUGUAUUGCUAUGCUGAUGGCCGAAGGUGCUGACCCAUGCAAGCAAGACACACAGGGCAAAACUCCUCUACAUUAUUUGUCACAAUUACCCAACAGUGAGUCUGUAAAGUUCCUCCAAGACGCAGAAGCUGUUUCAUCAAUAAAAGAUGUACAUGGCAAGACAGCUCUUCACUGUGCAGCAGAACAUGAACAGGUGAAAAAUGUUACAUUACUCCUAAAUCAAGGCACUGAUCCAAAUGUACGAGAUCAGCAAGGAAUGUCACCUCUCCACUAUGCUGUGACAGGAAGGAACUGUGUUACUGCUAAGCUUCUCUUGGAACAUGCCUCUGAUUUGAAUUUAAAAAGUUUCUGCGACAAGACGGCUCUCCACUAUGCAGCACAAAGAGGAAGUACAGUCAAUAUUAAGCUGAUAUUAAACAGAGGUGCCAACCCUAAUCAAAGAGAUGGGCAAGGCAGGACGGUACUUCAUUGUGCAGCCCUUGCAACUGAAGAUCGGUGUACUGACUAUGUUGAGACGCUCUUGCUAUCAGGUGCUGAUCCAUCUGAACAGGACCGAGAGGGGAAAACAGCUCUUCAUAAUGCGGCCCACAGGGAAAAUUGUAAAUCUGUGAAGUAGAUUUUGGAGAAAUGUACAGUUCCAGGAAUAGAGGACAAAGAGGGAAAGACUGCCCUUGAUUAUGCAAAACAGACUGGAAAUACUGCAAUUGUGAAUCUUCUCACUGCCAAAGGAUCUGUUCUAUAAGACAAUGAUGGUCUUUUUGUGAAUGUAUCAUCCCUAGAUAUUAACAUAACGUUCAGCCAGCUGUCAUUGUCUGGCUGAUUAAUAUACCUUGUGUGCAUAAUUCUUUGAGACAAGAAGUCGAUUGGGUAUCCCAUUUGUUUAACGAACAAUCAGGAUUAUCUCCUGGCAUGCAUACAUCGUGUGAGGCCUGUACAAUAACAGAAAUACUGCAAAAAAUUGAUUCACUCAUAAACUUUCGAAAGGGUCAUGAGUGACUUUUGUUUAACAUUUUCUUCCGCCAUUAUGGCAUAGUACACUAGACCGGGCUGGACAAUCAUAUGAUCAAGUAGCUCAAGCCCUGAUUCAUUUGUGUCCUCGAUUCAGGAAUGUAGUGCAAACUGAUGCCUUUGAUAUACUGUGUUUUAAAGUAGCAUACUCCGAUACCUUGGAAAGAUUGUGUUGUCAAUUAGUACAUGAUGGUAACUUGGAUACGCUGCGUCGUCAGUUAGUACACGAUAGUACCUUGGAUACAGCGUGAUGUCAUUUAGUACACGAUGGUAACUUGGAUACACUGUGGUUUCAAUGAGUACACAGUGGUAACUUGGAUACACUGUGGUUUCAAUGAGUACACGAUUGUACCUUGGAUACACUGAUGUGCCAGUAGUACACAGUGGUACCAUGGAUACACCGAUGUGUCGAUGAGUACACGAUGGAUAACACACGUUUAAGUGUAAGAAAUGUAAUGUUGGCCUGUAUGCCUUUUUCACCAACUGAUAGCGCUUCAAAUAGUCUUUUGAAAAUUUGCCUUUUGAUACACUUUGCAAUAACUUGCGAUUUAUGCUACUUUAAAUUUGUUGCCACUUUCACAAAUGCCGAAACGAAUUGUCAACAGUUCAGGGACAAAUCUGACAAUACUAGUUAAUAAUUUUGAUACAUUUUCAGAAAUGACUAUAUUGCGAGUCCAUCUCCCUCAUUCUGAAUUAUGUCUCCUCUAUUUCUUUUUGAAACUAUAAUUAGUUCAGUGUUAAUUCUUUCUUUCUUUUUAAUUCCUUAUUCUAUUUCCAGCUAAGUCAGUUUAAGAUUUUCUGAUUUUUCUUCCACCAGCAUUACCAAACCUGAAUCAUCCAAAGGUUCCUCGUCAACCACAUAAUUCCCAAAGUUUCUUCAGUUUCACUUUCACUCAUUGAAGGAUUAGCAUCAAGGCCAUAACACUUGCUAAACCUGACAAUUCUAAUGUCUCAGCACUGAUACAUUGGAUACAUUCUGGUGUCAGUUGGUAAGCACUGAUACAUUGGAUACUCUGUGAUAUCAGUUAUUACACAAUGGCACCUUGGAUACACUGAUGCCAGUCAUUAUACGAUGGUAUUUCGAACACAAUGAAGGAUUAGCAUCAAGGCCAUAACACGUCCAUAAACCUGACAAUCCUAAUGUCUCAACACUGAUACAUUGGAUACUCUGUGAUAUCAGUUAUUACACAAUUGCACCUUGAAUGCACCGAUGCCAGUCAUUAUACGAUGGUGUUUUGGACACAAUGAAGGAUUAGCAUCAAGGCCAUAACACGUCGCUUAAGCUGACAAUUUUAAUGUCUCAACACUGAUACAUUGGAUACUCUGUGAUAUCAGUUAUUACACAAUGGCACCUUGGAUACACUGAUGCCAGUCAUUAUAGGAUGGUAUUUCGAACACAAUGAAGGAUUAGCAUCAAGGCCAUAACACGUCGCUAAAGCUGACAAUUCUAAUGUCUCAACACUGAUACCUUGGAUACUCUGUGAUAUCAAUUAUUACACAAUGGCACCUUGGAUACACUGAUGCCAGUCAUUAUACGAUGGUGUUUUGGACACAAUGAAGGAUUAGCAUCAAGGCCAUAACACGUCGCUAAAGCUGACAAUUUUAAUGUCUCAACACUGAUACAUUGGAUACUCUUGUGAUAUCAGUUAUUACACAAUGGCACCUUGGAUACACUGAUGCCAGUCAUUAUACGAUGGUAUUUCGAACACAAUGAAGGAUUAGCAUCAAGGCCAUAACACGUCGCUAAAGCUGACAAUUCUAAUGUCUCAGCACUGAUACGUUGGAUACAUUCUG